CCUCCAUUCGGAGACCAGAAUACCCCAUGAUCAUGGAAGGCUCAUCACCUUGAGUCUGGCGCCUUAGACCACUCGGCCAUCCUGACAACUAGUAAAACAGGCGAGCCCGUUAUCUUUAAAAACACAACGAUAACGUUUCACAACUGUUUUUAUUUUCGUUUCAUUCAAUACAAUGUACAAAUGUACGAAUAUAACAUAUGAGAUAUUGUUUAGAUACACAGACAGUUAUUUAGCUAACUUACUGGAAGCCAUUAUUGCUACAUACGGCGGCAGUUUGUGGCUAACCUCAGCUAACGUUAGCAAUCAACCUCCACAUUAGCUAAGAUAGCAAGAUGAUAUUAAUUGCCAGCUAGCUACCAUUGCAGACAUUAAGAAGUGAACUAUUUACUUGGCCAGAAAUUACAUGCUUUUAUAACCGAAGGCUGCUGAGCCAAUUCAACUCGAGAUAGGUGACACGGAGCUAGUUUAGCAGGUAGGCUAGCAAAUGUAGCCUUAUUAGCAGCUAGCGAGUAAACACAAACCCAGCCAGUGAACUCCAACAUACUGACAGUUAUCCAACCAGUCAUCCUUACAAAACACACGGGGCGUGCCACACAUGUAAAGCCAUCAUCCGAUUCAGUGUUUGACACAAUUCUGCUGCACCGGGGUGCCUGGAAGUGUAUACGAUUCCCCCCGAAAAUGUCAAUCUACAGAAACGCGGUCUGGUUUGUAAAAGGACUCCAGGAGUAUACGAAGAGUGGAUACGAGGCCGCAGCCAAGCACUUCAACGCCGCUGACCUGGAAGUGAACCUGAAGGGAAGGUCGUUCGUCAUCACAGGGGCGAACAGCGGGAUUGGCAAAGCAGCCGCACAAGAAAUCGCCAACAGAGGUGGGACUGUCCAUCUUGUGUGCAGGAACAGGGAAAGAGCAGAAGCCGCCAGAAAUGAAAUCAUUCAGCAAAGCAACAAUCAGGAGGUCCAUGUGCACAUUGUGGACAUGUCCAGCCCGAAACAGGUGUGGGAGUUUGCUACUGGAUUCACUCAGAAACACAGCAUCAACGUACUGGUGAAUAAUGCUGGUUGUAUGGUGAAUCAGCGGGAGCUAACGGAGGAUGGACUGGAGAAGAACUUUGCCACCAACACUCUGGGCACAUACAUCCUGACUACAGCGUUAAUCCCUGCCCUGAAGCAGCUGCCAGACCCACGUGUGGUGACUGUAUCCUCUGGGGGGAUGUUGGUUCAGAAGCUGAAUGUUGAGGAUCUGCAGUUUGAAAAAGGAGCAUUUGAUGGGACCAUGGCUUAUGCUCAGAACAAGAGGCAGCAGGUGACUCUGACGGAGCGCUGGGCCCAGCAGCAUAAAGACAUCCACUUCUCCUCAAUGCACCCGGGCUGGGCCGACACUCCAGCGGUGCGCACCUCAAUGCCUGACUUCCACGCUAAGAUGAAGGACCGCCUGCGUUCUGAGGCCCAGGGAGCGGACACCAUCACCUGGCUCUGUGUCAGCAACGCCGCCCUCAGCCAGACCAGCGGGGCAUUCUUCCAGGACCGUAAGGCAGUGAACACACACCUCCCCCUGGCCUCCACCAGGCCGUCCGCUGCUGAAGAGGAGCGACUGCUGACGCAACUGGACACGCUGGCACACAAGUUCAAGCCUUCAACAUGAGACACACACACACAGCCCUAAUACACACACACACACACACACACACACAC
Molecule: messenger RNA, 1691 nt
Organism: Clupea harengus (Atlantic herring)
Lineage: Eukaryota; Metazoa; Chordata; Actinopteri; Clupeiformes; Clupeidae
Product: dehydrogenase/reductase (SDR family) member 12
Exons: 10
Coding region: 679-1641 (320 amino acids)
Source: RefSeq, a predicted model, not a curated record